CGCAUCUGCUACAGGUUCAAACACAGAACACAAAAUGAAGGUUAUCCAAUCCGCCGACGAAUUCAAGCAAGCCACUUCCGUGUCCAAUCUCGUGGUUAUCGACUUCUUUGCAACUUGGUGUGGUCCAUGCAAGAUGAUCGCUCCAAUGCUGGAGAAGUUUUCUGCCGAAUACAGCAGCUUCGACUUCUACAAGGUCGACGUUGAUGAGCUGCCUGAAAUUGCCUCUCAGUAUGACGUCACUUCCAUGCCAACAAUCCUCUUCCUCAAGGACGGCAAGGAGGUGAAGAGAAUUAUCGGUGCUAACCCAUCCGCUAUCAAGGCUUUCUUGGCUUCCCAGGCUUAAGUUUAUAGUCACUCUAAUGUAUUCAUAUUGAG
Molecule: messenger RNA, 375 nt
Organism: Ogataea polymorpha
Lineage: Eukaryota; Fungi; Ascomycota; Pichiomycetes; Pichiales; Pichiaceae
Exons: 1
Coding region: 35-343 (102 amino acids)
Molecular function (GO): protein-disulfide reductase activity
Source: RefSeq, a predicted model, not a curated record